Messenger RNA from Cornus florida, 2375 nucleotides. Its product is annotated as probable inactive receptor-like protein kinase At3g56050. Gene Ontology annotation, biological process: protein phosphorylation. The record is from RefSeq and is a predicted model, not a curated record. Gene Ontology annotation, molecular function: protein kinase activity; protein binding; ATP binding. NCBI's taxonomy places the organism in Eukaryota, Viridiplantae, Streptophyta, Magnoliopsida, Cornales, Cornaceae. Bases 240 to 2087 code for a protein of 615 amino acids. The transcript has 10 exons.
CCAAGUCAUCGCCGGCACUAGUAUUGUAUUGCUUCUUUCUUGCCCCCAUUGCUUCCGUAAUUUUGCCGUAACAUUUGCUUCCCUCUCUCCCUCUCCCUCUCCCUCUUAAUUAGACCCAUUCUUUCACCUAUACAUACAACAACACACAUACACACAUACGUAGUAUUUAUAUGAUUACAUAUAUAUAUAUAUGUAUCACUGUUUGUAUGAAAAUCUGGGGUUUCUUCUAGUUAGUUGGAAUGAUGGACUUUUGGAGAUCCAGUGAGCGCCGGAUUUUCAUGGCGGUGAUGAUGUGUUUCCUGUUCCGGAAUUGUAAUCUGUGUUGGUCUCUCAACGAAGAAGGCUUAGCUUUGUUGAAAUUUAGAGAUAGAGUUGUGAGUGAUCCAUUUGGGGCUUUGUCGAAUUGGAAUGAUGAUGUCGGAGUGAUUAAUCCGUGUUCGUGGUUCGGCGUCGAGUGUUCGAACGGAAAUGUUGUGGUUCUGAACUUGAAAGAUUUGUGUCUUGGAGGAACACUAGCACCGGAUCUUGGAGACCUGGUUCGCAUAAAGUCUAUUAUUUUACGCAAUAACUCUCUUUCUGGAAUCAUCCCUGAAGAAAUUGGAGAGCUAAAGGAGUUGGAGGUGUUGGACCUGGGGUACAAUAACUUCCGUGGACCACUGCCUCCUAGACUUGGCAAUAAUUUAUCACUGUCAAUCCUUCUACUGGACAACAACGAGCUUCUGGGUUGCAUAUCUCCUGAAAUUCAUGAGCUCACAAUGCUUUCUGAAGCUCAAGUAGAUGAGAAUAAGCUUUCUAAUGCUGUGCAAAGAUUAUCUUGCAACAAAAGAUCCGUCUCAUGGAACAUUGAUGAAACUCGAGAUGUAGCUCAACGGAGAUUGCUAUUGGUGGCAGAUCAUUCACCAAAGAAUCUUAAAACGGUCUUGCCAGAAGUAUAUUCCUCAUCACCUUCCUCUGCCCCUUCCCCUUCCCCUUCCCCUUCCCCUUCCCCUUCCCCAUCUCCUGCAACCACACCCUCUCUAGCAAAAAGUCCAAAAAACCAUCAUGUUCUAAUAUACUCUUUAGCCAUAGGGGGUUCGGCAUUGUUUCUCAUUUUGGUCAUUGGCAUAUUAUAUUGUCGAGGCAAUAAGGUGGCUGUUGUCAGACCUUGGGCCACAGGAUUAAGUGGGCAGCUGCAGAAAGCAUUUGUAACUGGCGUGCCAAAGCUCAAGAGAUCAGAGCUUGAGACAGCUUGUGAAGAUUUCAGCAACAUAAUUUCUUCUUCACCAAUUGGAAAAGUAUACAAAGGAACAUUGUCCAGUGGGGUUGAAAUAUCCGUGGUAUCUGUUGCAGUUACAUCUUCCAAGGAUUGGUUUAAGAAUCUGGAAUUUCAGUUCAGGAAUAAGAUCGACACUAUAUCAAAAUUGAACCACAAGAAUUUUGUGAAUCUUCUUGGGUAUUGCGAGGAAGAGGAGCCAUUCACUAGAAUGAUGGUUUUCGAAUAUGCUCCAAAUGGGACCCUCUUUGAGCAUUUACACAUAAAAGAAUCAGAACAUUUGGACUGGGUGAUGCGGAUGAGGAUUGCAAUGGGGAUGGCCUACUGCCUCGAGUACAUGCACCAAUUGACGCCACCAAUGACACACAAAAACCUCAACUCUACGGCUGUCCAUCUCACUGAAGACUAUGCUGCCAAAAUCUCAGAUUUUUGUUUCUGGACUGAGGCAGCAGCUACUGAGAUGGAACUGCAUCCGUCAAGUAACGUCUACAGCUUUGGUGUAAUAUUGUUCGAAAUGGUAACAGGCAGGCUCCCUUACUCGGUGGAUUGUAAUAGUAGUUCGCUUGAGGACUGGGCAUCCGACUAUUUGAGGGGAGAACAGCCCCUUAAAGAAAUAGCAGAUCCGACUCUAAAAUCUUUCGAAGGAGAUCAGCUCGAAAAACUUUGUGAAGUGAUUAAAUCUUGUGUUCACCCUGACAAAAACCGGAGACCGGACAUGAAAGAAGUUACUGCAAGGUUGAGAGAGAUAACGGCAAUAGGACCGGAUGGAGCAAUCCCAAAACUCUCCCCUCUUUGGUGGGCUGAGCUUGAGAUUCUGUCAACAGAAGCAAACUAAUAGGUGAAGUUGAAACUUGUAAUUAUAAGCCUGCUUUUUUUUCUUCCUUGGUGAGGCAAAAGUAAAUUUUACUCGCAGGUUGAUACAGCUUGUAUCUAGCUUAGAAACAUGAUAUCUGUACAUGGGCCGAGAUAGGGAAAAAGCUGGUUAAGUCCUGUUUCUUUUGGUUUGAUGUUUAGAAUUUGGCUAUGUAGAAUAAAAGCAAAUUAUAUAUAUAUAUAUAUAUAUAUGAAACUAUGGGACUAUGGGAGUAUGGAAGUUACAUAUUUGUAUAAUUUUUUCAUUGUA